Lobosporangium transversale is the source of this 1909-nucleotide messenger RNA. RefSeq lists its product as hypothetical. The coding region runs from base 16 to 1881 and encodes 621 amino acids. The transcript has 2 exons. NCBI's taxonomy places the organism in Eukaryota, Fungi, Mortierellomycota, Mortierellomycetes, Mortierellales, Mortierellaceae. The record is from RefSeq and is a predicted model, not a curated record.
CCAUUUAAUGUGAUAAUGAAGAGCAACUCAUGCGAGCUGAUCUGGAUUUGCUCUUCACCAAUAUUGCUUUUCUUUUACAUCUCCUUUUAUUCCUCGUCAUUGAUGCAGCAGGCAAACGGAACAUUUGUCUGUACCUAUACAGGCUGUGGUGAAACAUUCACCGUGUUAUUCGAUUGGACUCGUCAUGUCCGCAAGCAUGCGCUUCAAGCGUCCAUAAGUAGGCUAGCCGAUUCAUCAGGGAUCACACAAAAUAGAGUUGCUCAAAGUCAGGCACCAUCAGUGACAUCCACUUCAGUGAAACUACCACAGGCAGUAACUUUAAUACCAUCAACAGUUACUGGACAUGAGGCGCCUAAAACCUCGACUUCGGCCAACAUAUUAUCCACGGAUACGACAUCAGUUCCUCAAACAGAAGUACAGAGUAUACAACACAAUGGAUCUUUAUCUAUGAUGACUGCGGAGAAAGCAGCAAUCCGGGAUUCUGCUUUUGCAACAAAUACGACUAAAAAGAAGCGCGAGUAUCCUGAUAUUACUGCAACGGCAUUGACUAUGAGAAAGGAGACUCAGGCUGAUAUUAAAAGAAGUAAGGCUUCAACUGGGGCUUCAACAAUAAAUGGAUGGCGGACGUGGUCACCUAUUCCUUCAAAACCGACUUUACGCACACAAAGCCCCGACCAGCUACUGGAAGGGACAGAAGAGCUUGCGGACAAAUCAAAAGCUUCAAUUGACACUACAACAACUUCAAAGAUGCCUAUUUUACAAAAGGAUCUAUCACAGUCCACUCUAAACUUUGUGAUAGUGCCUUCACCAGCAAUAGCUUCUCCAAUUAAAGAGCCUUCACCAGUCCUCAAGUCAGUUGGCGUCGUGGAAGAAGAAGCGCUAGGAAUGGACUUAAUGAGACCUGUAUCAGUAGAUUCGGGGGAUUUGGCGUUAGAGGCAAGCCCAACAGAAACAUCGCUCUUUGUAGAAUCAUUAUCAUCAACGCUGAUCCUUGACCAGCCAGCGUCAACUGUCAAUACCCCCUUAUCCCCAAAGUUAUCCUUAACACAAGCCAAUGAGCCGUCAAUAUCCAAGACGGAGCCUAAUUAUAAAGACAGCAAUAGUGAUAUUGAUAUUGAAUCGUUACAUGACCAGCCGGUGAAACCGGAUCCUGAUGUUGAAGAUAGUCAAGAAAACGCCCAGAAAAAUGUUGUUCGAAGGUGUACUCUGCGGCGCCCAGAAUCAGCAUCGGGGAGCAUUAUCUCGGCUACGAUAACAAGAGGAAAGGCCAAAGCUCAUGGCUUUACCUAUGAUUGCAGUAGCUUGUUCGAAACAGACACGGAUGAAAUCAAGCACUAUCUGGAGCACCUCAUCCUUCAAGGCCCACUCCUUGUAUGUAAUAACAGACUUUGUAGGAUGAUGUUUGUAUCCGAACAAGAGCUUGCUGAUCAUCAGCAGCAACAUCACAGAAAGCCAUCCAGAUCAUCGGUACCUGCACCAGCCUCGCCAACGCCCUCGUCAUUGCCACUAUCAAGGUCAUCAAGGUCAUCAGUAUCACCAUCUCCGUCAAAAAACUCUAUUCAAAAAAAAUUAAACCAUUCAAAGCAGAAGAAAACACGAAUACAAUCUGAAGGUGGCAAAGCUGGUACAGUGAUCUUUACGGCGACGAAGGAAAAGGCGAAAUCGCGGAGUCAUUUAAGACUGGUCACAUCCGCUUUUGGCAGUCAAUUGUCUAUGCCCAAAGUCUUGAAGAACCAUUCAUCUAGCCGUCGAUGGAGAAGCCAUCACAGUGAUGACGAUAUCACCGAAAAUGUAGAAUUGCAAGAACCUUUGAUUGCGAACUCUAGUCUUGAUAGACAGAGUAAUCAAGGCCUUCUGCAUGUUUAUUCUAUCAACUGUUAACAAAAAUAAAGGAAUACACAAUACGAAC